Molecule: messenger RNA, 273 nt
Organism: Ostertagia ostertagi
Lineage: Eukaryota; Metazoa; Nematoda; Chromadorea; Rhabditida; Trichostrongylidae
Source: the annotation of a GenBank genome assembly
UUUCAGUCAAUCGGACCACCUCCAACUGACACCGCUUCGUUUUCUCGAGCCGCACAACCGAUUCAUUUGUGGAAAAACGCCUUUUGCGACCACUUCAACCAGAAGGAUCGUGAGAUUACUGACAAAUCCAGUGAUGAGCAACAACUAUUUCUGGAGCCCACGAUUGAUAAUCUGGUCGCUCAAAGAGAAAAGGACUUGGAAGUUUACAUUAAACAGAGAAAGGAUCGACAAGCAGCAGAGGCACGAGCGGCACAGAAAGUGACAUCCAUUUAA